This is a messenger RNA of Daldinia loculata, 1473 nucleotides long. RefSeq lists its product as uncharacterized. The record is from RefSeq and is a predicted model, not a curated record. The transcript has a single exon. The coding region runs from base 161 to 862 and encodes 233 amino acids. NCBI's taxonomy places the organism in Eukaryota, Fungi, Ascomycota, Sordariomycetes, Xylariales, Hypoxylaceae.
GUCUCUGGGAUGGCCGGCUGGUUCACAGCAGCAGUCUUCGUCUCAGCAGUCCCAACCUCAGCCUCAGUUUUUACCUCAAUCUCAAUCUCAAAAACAUGAAUUACGAAGUUUUGCUGAAUCAACUAAUACUACUGCUUCUUCCGUUGCUACGACUGCUACUAUGAGCUCGCGGUCUUCUGAGACCCCUCGAGCGAUAUCACCGCCGACUAAUCAGCUAUCCCAACUAUCCAUCCAGGAGACACCGCAGUCCUCUCACACCGUUACCCAGUCGUCUGUACCUAAUGACACCCAGUUCUCCCAGCAACCACCCCCUGUUACUCAGGACACUCAGUAUACUCACUACACGUAUGAGGAAGCCACAUCCUCGUUACGGCAAUAUAAACGUAGUCGGUCAUCUCAGUCCUCUCGUCAUCGACGGAAACCCCCUGCGUCUUCACUUGAAAAAGUCAACUAUGAACCACCAGCUCCAGACCUAAUCUCGGACCCAGUCCCACCCCCUGCCUCGGUUCCAAUAGCAGCACCAGCCACCGUCCCUAUUUCUGUCUCAGUCUCAGUCCCUGCCUCAAACCCAAUCUCAGCCUCGGCAGAGCCAUACUAUUACAUGACCUCCCCCUUUCCUGUACCUCCCCCCGCACAGCGACGCGGGCGGCUUUUCCGUACACGCUCCGGGAAUCUGGUAACUGCCGUCGAAAUCCGGCGACGUAGAGAGCUAGAGCGACACGCCGAGGAGUUACUACAGAUGACCCUUGAGGGUUUUGGUGACGAGCUCUCUCAUACGAUCACCUUCAAUCUGGACGACACCGGCCGCUGGCGCAUCGCAAGGCAGGACCAGCCGGAGGUGGAAGUAUAUGAAAAUGCGUAGCUUAUGACCUAAUUCGAGUACAUUUCUCCCUCUGGUAUGUGGGCUUCGGAUAGAAAUCCUCAGAUAGGAAUUUCAUAAGAAGGAAAAAAGGAAAUAGUGUGUAUGUUCGAGCACCCACUUACUAUCGUGAUGAUGAUGAUUUGAAAAUAUACGUAGAAAAGGCUUGCCGUUUCAUCUUUUAGCCCCGACAUUCCCCUAUAUUUGAUCCUGAACACAUAUCUAGGCGUUAGUAUGGCUAUCUGCGUAAUGAAACAUACUGGGUUUAAGUUUGUCUUAUUAGAGAGAAACCCCCUUCAAAAAAAAAAGAGAACCUGUUGCUGUAAAGCCGUUAUUAUAAAGUAUACACGAGGCUCUGCUCUAUAUAUUGGAUACUAGUGGCCAGGCUGUUCGAAAUUAAGGCCCAGUCGCUAUUUCCAAGAUGAGGCUUUAGUAAUGAAUAGGAGCAUAUGCUUAUUAUGCGAUAGUUGCAAUUCCCCGAGGGUCGUGGCUAUAUAUCACUACGAUUAUAAGAGGUAGGUAGCAAUCUCAUUAUAAUAGUUAUAACUAGCUGUCAAACAAGCUUAAUAGUUCUCUAGUCGAAAAAGGAUUAGGUAUAUUAGGUCGGUUCAGGA